Messenger RNA from Toxotes jaculatrix (banded archerfish), 3603 nucleotides. RefSeq names its product cyclin D1 (gene ccnd1). Gene Ontology annotation, biological process: positive regulation of G1/S transition of mitotic cell cycle; regulation of cyclin-dependent protein serine/threonine kinase activity; mitotic cell cycle phase transition. Gene Ontology annotation, molecular function: cyclin-dependent protein serine/threonine kinase regulator activity. Bases 206 to 1084 code for a protein of 292 amino acids. Gene Ontology annotation, cellular component: cytoplasm; nucleus; cyclin-dependent protein kinase holoenzyme complex. The record is from RefSeq and is a predicted model, not a curated record. The transcript is spliced from 5 exons. NCBI's taxonomy places the organism in Eukaryota, Metazoa, Chordata, Actinopteri, Toxotidae.
UGUUCUUCAGAGGGCUCGCGCACACCGGAGGAGCAGCAGCACGCAGCAGCAGCAGCCCAGCAAGAAGAAAGUGAUUUAAAAUUAGCCGACUGUAGCCUUCGGUCUGCUGUAGCCUGUUCCUUCUGUUACACGGUGACAUUUGAACAGGCCAAUACUAAAAUUAUAUUGGCGGCGAUAGUAACAUUAAUAGCUGAAGUAACCUACCAUGGAGGACCAGCUGCUGUGCUGCGAGGUGGACUCCAUCAGGAGAGCCUACCAGGACGUUAACCUGCUCAACGACCGGGUUCUCCACACCAUGCUGAAGGCAGAGGAAACCUACUUACCCUCACCAAACUACUUCAAGUGUGUUCAGAAAGAAAUUGUACCUAAAAUGAGGAAGAUAGUUGCCACCUGGAUGUUAGAGGUUUGCGAGGAACAGAAAUGUGAGGAGGAGGUUUUUCCCCUGGCUAUGAACUAUUUGGAUAGAUUUUUAUCAGUGGAGGCCACCAGGAAAACACGACUACAGCUGCUGGGAGCUACGUGCAUGUUUCUAGCAUCCAAGAUGAAGGAGACUGUGCCCUUAACAGCAGAGAAACUCUGUAUCUACACGGACAACUCGGUACAGCCCGGAGAACUGCUGCAAAUGGAGCUGCUGGUUCUAAACAAGCUGAAGUGGGAUCUGGCUUCAGUCACGCCUCACGACUUCAUCGAGCACUUCCUGUCUAAGCUGAAGAUCUACCCGUCCACCAAGCAGAUCCUCAGGAAACACGCCCAGACCUUUGUGGCACUCUGUGCUACAGAUGUUAACUUCAUUGCCAGUCCUCCGUCCAUGGUGGCAGCAGGCAGUGUGGUUGCAGCUGUUCAGGGUCUCUACCUGAAGAGCCAAGAUGCUUCCCUGUCGUCCCAGAACCUCACCAACUUCCUGUCACAAGUGAUUCGCAGUGACCCGGACUGCUUGCGGUCAUGUCAGGAGCAGAUAGAGUCUCUGCUGGAGUCCAGCCUGCGGCAGGCUCAGCAGCACAGCAGCACCACAGAAUCCAAACGUGUGGAUGAGGACGUGGACCUGUCCUGCACCCCGACAGACGUCAGAGACAUCAACAUCUGAAAUGACAUACAGCUGCGUUGCACCAUGACCCAAUGAUUGAGGGAAAGUUAUGGAUAGAGGGUGUUGACAGGAGGGCUGGGGGUGGGGUGGGUGUGUGCCUCAUCUGAACUCGGCCUCCCCUCCUUCUUCUCUUUCUUCUCCUCCUUCCUCCCGGUGGCCUGCUGUCGUGGCUGACAUGUCACUCACAUGCACACUGUCUGCUAUGACCACCAAGAUGGGACAGAGCGCACCCCCUACCCACCCGGCCCACCCACCCUGCAACAAAUCCCAAGUCACAUUUCCUGCCAGUGUCCCCACAUCCCAUCCCGGGAAAUGAAAUGAACACUACACGAGUGUGCCGGAGAGAAGAGACACUGAUCAUUGAUGACCUGCGUGGGCUGGAGCUGAAGCCACAAAAACAGACCUUUUAGUAGAUAUUUUUUUCUUAUUCCCACAAAUAUUAAACUAGGAAUAUUUCAAUUACCGCAGACUCAACUUGCCUACUAAAACAUCCCAAAGUGUCAUGUACAGUAGGUUCUCGUAGUCUGUUUUCAGGUCUUCAUCUGAAAUCUGACAUUUACUAAAGAGAAGAAGAUUUUUUUUGUUUUCAUUUCUUUCCUGUUGUAUCUAGAAUGUUUUAGACUUCCUGUCCAAGCUCCCAUGUUUGUCUUGUUGCAGUGCGGACAUUCAUAUAGCCCUGCUUGCUUAUGUUUAGUCACUUUAUUAUGUAUCAUUUUAGACGUCUUUAUCAGUUAGUCAUAUACCUCUUUUCUUCCAAACCUUCUUUUUUCUUUUUUUAAACCAAGUGUAGUGUGAGACGCUCUGUUUUUAUGACCCUAGUGACUGUGGACUGCUGAUGUGAGUUUGGACAAAUGGAAUUUUUUGUUCAUUUGUUGACUGACGUUCACUUUACCCGUUUCACCUUGCUGCGGUUUGAUGAGAUCAAAUCAGCGCAGACCCAGGGAGAGCAAUCCACAGUCUGUUAAUGUUUUCUUUUUCUGUGUAGUUAUAUCUAAUACCAUUCCAACUUUGUUUUCUAAAAAAAGAAAAGCACUUUUGGUCAGCACUGCUGGCUUGUCUAAAAAAAAAAAAAAAUCACAGUGAUAAAGUUUGUAAAACAACCUGAAAAUGGAAUGAGGGGGUUUGAGCAGGAGUCAUUUGGUGAUAGAGUCAGAACAGCACCUGCAUACGGAUGCACCUGGAUCUGAUUCAUCUAAAUGGGACAGAAAAAUUGACCAGUAUGGCAGAAAAACUUUUUGAAAUAAGACUGAAUGCUGCUUAACACUGUCAUGAGUCUCAUAGAGCCAGUGGCUCACUGUAGCUGCCUUUCAAGUCUCAGACGUGAGUUUUAGUUCAACAAAUGUUUCAGAAAGUCAGAGCCGCUCUUGCGUUUUAGGAAAUAUCAUUGUUUUUUAGUUAAACCACAGUGUGCGGAGACAAAAGCUGAAGGUCCAGAGAUAAACAUAAAAAUAACUAUUAUUUUCAUAGUUGAAGUAAUACAUAAUUUUUAUGGAGUAUUAUUUAUUUUUUUAGCUCACAAUUUCUAGCUUUCUAACUAACCAUAGCUCCACCUACUGAUGUUUAACUCAACCGGUGAGGUUAUCCCUGCCAUGCAGAAAUAUUUGUAAACCUAAAACUCCAGUCUGCCUCUAAAUCACAAGGACAGCAUCUCCUCCAUUGCUUCACCUCGGUUCAAAUACUGCUCAUGGAUUCUGGGAUGGAGAUGAAGCUUAGAAAAACAAAACAAAUAAAAAAAAGGAGUGUGGGGAGACUAUUGACAUGAUUUUGCACAAACCUAAAAGACGUGGGCUGCGUUUCUUGGCUGACUUGCUGAAGAAAAGCGGAGAGCAAAGCUGGCAAGAGCACCAAGCCGGGGGGGGGGGGGGGGGGUGAAAAAAUGAUGAAAAGUGGCAAAAAAGGGUGAAAGCUCAACAGCGAGGUGCGUCUGAACGCUGUAGAGCUCUAGUCAGGGUUCCUACACAGGACAGGGAAGAUGUCAUGAGCAGGUAGUGGCAGAUAUAUACUUUAUGUAUGAAGAUGGACAGAUCACUAUGACCAGGACUCUCUUCAAAUCAAACUCAUAGACAAAAGGAUUGAAUUGUGAGAUGUAUGUCAGGCUGUGUAGGAACCCUCUAAAUUAGGUUUCUGAGUAUACAUUAAGGAUAGAGAGUAGGAGAGAAACACUCCUUGUAUUCCGCUGCUAUAGAAAAUAAAUCCCAGCUAGUUGUUUAAAAAAGAAAAAAAAAAGAUGACAAACGUAAAGGAUAAAAUCGAUGCUUUUCUCCUGUUUGCUGCUACAUUUUUGGAUGUUUUUUAUACAUAUAAAUGUCAAUAUACUGCCAUUCUAGGUUUGAAUUUUCUCAUAGAAAAUUGUGUUAUUGACAUCCUCAUUUGUUGCUUUGAUGUAGAUUUUUUUAUGUGAUCAGUUUUUGCUUUUUUUAUGUAAUAUGAUUCUCCUUACUAUUCCAAAAAGACAAAAAAAAAAAAAACAAGGAAAAAUGAGACAAUGUACAGAAAUGCUUUGAUCCACAAUACCUCAU